AUGUUGCUGGAACGAGGUGCCGAUGUCAACGCCCAGGGUGGAGAGUACGGCAAUGCACUUCAAGCCGCAUCCUCAAGAGGCCACCAAGAGAUAGUCCAGAUGUUACUAGAACGAGGCGCCGAUAUUGACGCCCAGGGUGGAAAGUAUAGCAAUGCACUUCAAGCCGCAUCCUCAAGAGGCCACCAAGAGAUAGUCCAGAUGUUGCUGGAACGAGGUGCCGAUGUUAACGCCCAGGGUGGAGAGAAGGUAGGCAGCGUGACCGAAAAAGGAUUGGUUAUAGCUCCUCAGGAUUACUGGGCCACGGCUUUGAAAUCAGCCGUUAAAGAAAUGCUGCAAAUGAAAAAGAAAACCGGCCAGCGAGUUCGACCUGAAGGCACGGCUGUCACUGUUAAAGCAAGCGACCGGUCUCAGCAAAAUCUGGAACUAUUCUGUGCUGCUACCAUUGACUGGAAGUCGGUGGAGAAGCAGUUACGUAAAUGGAGUAAUUUAGUCCGAAUGGGCAAAAUACUUACAAUUGACAUUGUGUUUCACUAUAGGGGCGAUGAUGUAGUGCCGCAGAAAAUCGAAAAGAGAGGCCGUGUGUCAGUAACUAGCAGAAUGUUGGUAGAGCGCAAGAGAUAG
This is a messenger RNA of Penicillium longicatenatum, 621 nucleotides long. Its product is annotated as ankyrin repeat domain-containing protein. Gene Ontology annotation, molecular function: protein binding. The transcript has a single exon. Bases 1 to 621 code for a protein of 206 amino acids. NCBI's taxonomy places the organism in Eukaryota, Fungi, Ascomycota, Eurotiomycetes, Eurotiales, Aspergillaceae. The record is from RefSeq and is a predicted model, not a curated record.